AUGGUGCCCAGAUCCAGUCAGUUGACUGUGAUCGUCACGACCUCACCCACCCCGUCAAACCCCUCUACGGAGCUGAUCUCCUCCGUACUGCGGUCUUUCCGCCGCCACUGCACGGACUUACUCAGUGCCCGGGUCAUUGUGGUCUUUGACACCUUUGACCGCGUCGGGCCUCGCUCCCGCCUGAAAAAGGGGCAAGCCACGCCCGAAGUAGCUGCAAACUACGGUGUUUACAAACACAAUGUCAAAGAACUGAUUCUACGCGCAUAUGCAUCCCCUGAUGCCAGCUCCGACCACGUGAUGCAAGAAUGGCAGGACCGAGCCGAAUUCGGUCUCAACAACCUCAGCAACGUGGUUGAUCUGUCCAUCACACAGACCGAUGACAAGCAAGUGACCUUCAUCGAGCCCGCAGCGCGUCUGGGGUUCGGGCUGGCUGUGCGCUCCGCCCUGCGGGUCUGUGAAACACCGUAUGUCUGGGUCCAGCAACAUGACUGGGCACUCGUCGCCGAUAUUCCAUUGGCACCGUUACUGGAGAUCAUGGAGGGUUCGGACGCAGAUCCCGUCGUGCCGGUUAAAUACGUAUCAUUUCCAUCGGUGCGCAUGCUCUCCUAUGCUACGCAACCCUAUGUGGUGGAAUUCCCGGCUUUGCGGGCCUUGACUCAAGAUCUGACGCGGAGUUUUGUCCCGCCAUCGCAGCCGGAGGCGAUCGUACCCUUGACGCCGCUGUACUUCUGGUUUGAUAAGCCUCAUAUUGCCUCGACGGAACAUUACCUCCGGCGGGUGUUCCCGAAUCGGCUGACGAUGCGGCGGGGCGAGUUCAUUGAGGAUAAGGUUGGUCAGCAGGCGAGACAACAGAUGAAGGAGGGCCAGUGGCAUAAAUGGGCCUGUUGGCUGUACUAUCCGGAUGAGGGGAAGCAGCUCUGUCUGGGGCAUUUACAGGGUCGGACAUGGAACGGGGCUGAGGGGGAAUUAUUGACGAAGUAUGGAUAUUCGGAAGUCGAUACGGAGUCGGCUUGA
Molecule: messenger RNA, 1014 nt
Organism: Aspergillus bombycis
Lineage: Eukaryota; Fungi; Ascomycota; Eurotiomycetes; Eurotiales; Aspergillaceae
Exons: 1
Coding region: 1-1014 (337 amino acids)
Source: RefSeq, a predicted model, not a curated record